This is a messenger RNA of Trichoderma aggressivum f. europaeum, 2445 nucleotides long. RefSeq lists its product as uncharacterized. NCBI's taxonomy places the organism in Eukaryota, Fungi, Ascomycota, Sordariomycetes, Hypocreales, Hypocreaceae. Gene Ontology annotation, cellular component: fungal-type vacuole membrane; vacuolar transporter chaperone complex. The record is from RefSeq and is a predicted model, not a curated record. The transcript has 3 exons. The coding region runs from base 1 to 2445 and encodes 814 amino acids. Gene Ontology annotation, biological process: vacuolar transport; vacuole fusion, non-autophagic; polyphosphate metabolic process.
AUGCUGAUUGCGAAAGAUUUAAAGGCCAUCGACAAGAAUUGGAAAGCCCUCCGACCUCGCGGUAAAUCCUCCCAAGUUGGUCCGGGCGUCGUCGUCAUGAAGUUCGGCGAGCAGUUGCGGUCAAGCAUCAUCCGAGAGUACCAGUGGUACUACAUCGACUACAAUGGCCUCAAGGGCGAGCUGAGAGAUGCCACGGGCCCUCUGGCCGUUAACGGCUCCGGCCAUAAGGAGUGGACCGAGGAUGACGAGACGCGCUUCGUGGGCAAGCUGGAGACGGAGCUUGAAAAGGUCCACACCAAGCAGCAGGUCAAGGCCAUGGAGAUUUCUCGCCGCAUUGCCGUCAGCGAGCGCGAAGUCAAGGACGUUGUCAACCGAUUGAACGAGCGCGGCCUCGGCGAAGAUGGCCCUAGCGAGGAGGAAUUCUUGCUGCUGGAGGAGGACCUGAGUGACAUCAUUGCCGACGUUCAUGACCUGGCCAAGUUUGUCCAGCUCAAUUACACCGGCUUUUACAAGAUCAUCAAGAAGCACGACGUGGGCGAACUCCUUCUUUGGUCUGCGUUUAAAUUGACCGGAUGGCACCUCCGUCCCGCGUUCGAUACCCGACUCAAGGCCAAGCCCUUCUACAAGGAAAACUACGACGCCUCCGUCAUCAAGCUGUCCAAGCUGUAUGAUCUUGUCCGAACACGAGGUAACCCAGUCAAGGGCGACAGCGCGGCCGGUGGCUCCCAGGCCAGCUUUAUCCGACAGACGACCAAAUACUGGGUGCAUCCCGACAAUGUGACGGAACUCAAGCUCAUUAUCCUCAAGCACCUGCCUGUCUUGGUUUUCAAUGCUAGCAAGGAAUUUGAGCAGCAGGACCAGGCCAUCACAUCCAUCUACUACGAUAAUCCCGAGAAAUGGGACCUCUACGAGGGCCGCCUGAAGAAGACCGAAGGUGCGGAGGCUAUUCGACUUCGAUGGUAUGGUGGCAUGAAGACUGAGACCAUCUUCGUCGAGCGCAAAACUCACCGAGAAGAUUGGACCGGAGAGAAGUCAGUCAAGGCUCGAUUUUCGAUUAAGGAGAAGAAUGUCAAUGCCUACAUGAAAGGCGAGCUGCUGCCUGCUGCUAUUUUCGAAAAGGCUCGCAAGGAGGGCAAGAAAUCGGAAAAGGCCAUUGCCGAGGACGAGAGACUUGCUGCGGAAAUCCAGUACUCUGUGCUGAGGCGCGGAUACAAGCCUGUCUGCCGCUCUUUCUACAACCGAACCGCUUUCCAGCUGCCUGCGGAUGCUCGUGUGCGAAUUUCUUUGGAUACCGAGCUGACCAUGGUUCGAGAGGAUAACCUGGAUGGCCGUGCUCGCUCUGGUGACAACUGGAGACGCAUGGACAUUGGAGUCGACUACCCCUUUUCGCAGCUGCCUCCUGAGGAUGUCGUGCGCUUCCCCUACGCCAUUCUUGAGGUGAAGCUCCAGACACAGGUUGGACAGGAGCCGCCGGAGUGGAUCAGACAGCUCAUCUCGUCUCAUCUGGUGGAGGCUGUCCCCAAGUUUUCCAAGUUCAUUCACGGCACUGCCUGCCUGUUCCCUAACCGUAUCAAGCUUCUUCCUUUCUGGAUGCCCCAGAUGGAUGUCGAUAUCCGCAAGCCCGUCACACAUGACUUUGGCAUCCGUCGACCUGAUAUUUCUGGAACGACGACAACAUCAGAUGACGAAGAAGAAGAGCUCGAUUCUGAUGAUGAAGAGUUGGAUGCUGUCCGUCGCGGUGCCGGUAACGGCGUAUCUAGCAGACACGGCGCCAGGCUUCGCGGCCCUGCUGCCGACAUGGAAGGCCAGACGGUUGAUUUGCCGACUGCAAACGACGACUACCCCAUCUAUGACUCUGACGAAGAGUACGACGAGAACUACGAGCUGGAAGAGGCCCGCAGAGUCGGUGGCUGGCACUACUACCAGGUCCUCUUCUCAACAAAGGCCAGUGCCGCUGCUUCGGGCGCUUGGAGCGUCUUGAAAUACGUCGUUCCGCACCCUCACGGAAGCGAGAUUCCUCGAUCCGACAGACUGACAACGCUCUUCCGCAACAGCGAGAUCCAAAACAAGAGGUUUAAAGCGCCUCCGGGCAAGAAGAUUUACGUUCCGGUUCGCGUAGAGCCCAAGGUGUAUUUUGCCGCCGAGAGGACGUUUCUUGGAUGGAUUGAGUACUCGAUUUACAUUGGAACGAUUGCCACUACUCUUCUCAACUUUGGAGAGCACCCUACCCCGACCGCGUUUUGGAUCGCUGGCAUCUUCACCUUUUUAGCCAUCUUUAGCCUUCUCUACUCCGUGGGCAUCUAUCUCUACCGAAGCCGAUCGAUUCGCAACCGCAAGGCUGCUCGCUACUACGACCGCUGGGGACCUAGUGUGCUCUGCGUUGCUCUGUUUGUGGCUGCCGGGUGCAACUUUGUGUAUGAAGGCCGAGAGAGAAAGUACUGGUAA